This is a messenger RNA of Durusdinium trenchii, 366 nucleotides long. The record is from the annotation of a GenBank genome assembly. NCBI's taxonomy places the organism in Eukaryota, Dinophyceae, Suessiales, Symbiodiniaceae.
CAGCAGACUGCGCUUGCAUUGAAGCCGUUGUUCAUGGCAGAGGCUUCGUCGAAGGGUGGCAAAUACCUGAGCUACCGUGGUUCAAAAGAAAGAUGCAAACGGGUCAUGGAGUGGAUUUCGCAGAUCACUGAUGACGAGGCCUUACGCAGGCAUGAGAAGAACAAGAAGGUCUACGCUAAGGUCAAGGAUUCGAAAGACAAGGAUGCAUGCAUGAGGAAGGGAUCCUUCUCACUACGGCUCGACGAUUUCGACAGUGAAGAGCCUUUGGAGGACCAGAUCAUGGUGAACUUCGAGCUCCUCAAGCAGUGGUUCGAGUUGAUGGGGCGAGAGACCCCAUGGGACAUGAGAUCCAGGCAGCGAUCUUAG